Messenger RNA from Lytechinus variegatus (green sea urchin), 4081 nucleotides. RefSeq lists its product as uncharacterized. The coding region runs from base 90 to 1745 and encodes 551 amino acids. The record is from RefSeq and is a predicted model, not a curated record. NCBI's taxonomy places the organism in Eukaryota, Metazoa, Echinodermata, Echinoidea, Temnopleuroida, Toxopneustidae. The transcript has a single exon.
AGGCGUGCCGACAAUAUUGUCAUCGUUGUAUAUGAUUAUUAAUGCAACACCGGGAAGUUCACAGGUCCGUAACAGUGAUCUAUUGAACCAUGAAAAGAGGAAGUUGGAUUCUGAGUUUUGGGAGUGAGGAAGGAAAGCGAUCACACGGUGCGUUAUCAACCAAUGUAAGUACUCUGCAGAAUCGCUAUUCCGGUUAUGGUGUAAUUAGCCGAUAUUUAGGUGAAAACAAGACUGAAAUAAUGGCUGAAAGUGAGGAACGUGGGACAGAAGCAGUCAGUGAUCAGCCUGAUCAGACAGACAGAGAUAAGAGAGAUAUAAGUCGAGCUGAUUCAGUGGAGAGCGCUAUUGAUCAGCAUUUGAAGAAGGUGGAGCUGCAAGUGAUAGCCGCGACCGAAAAAGAACUCAGUCAGGCGGAGGCUGAUCGAUACAAAAUGGCAACAUUAAUUAACCAGGAAACUGAGCGAGAUAUUCGACGAUUGUACGAGAAGAGAGAUGAACGACUGAGAAAGAACCACCAAGAGACUGAGAAGAAACGACAAAUGAUUGUUGAAAAGAGAUUUGAGCUUGUGGAACAGAUUCACAGCUUGGGUGACGAAAUCAUGAAAACUGCAAACAAACUGAAAAUAAAACACCAUGAUAUGGGAUUUUCGAAAUCAUCAUCGUCGCCAAAGCUCCAUGCUAAACUAGCCAAGAAGCUAUCAGGACACCAUCACAAGAACGGCGGAGACAGCAGCUCCAAGAAUAAACAAUCGUGCGCUGGAAUUGAGGGACUUGCUAAGCUUGUUCAUGAGAUAGCCUUUGGAAUAUCUUUUAUGAAGCUUGAAGGAGCGAAGGUUGGUCAGAUAAGUGGUAACACGGAUAGGUGGGUCUUGGAAGAGAAGAUAGAGGUGGGACCGAUGGUUGGACUACCAGCUCUGAAAGGCGCCAUCAGCGGUUCUGAAGUCGUGGUGGAGGAUGUCAAGACAUCUUUUGUGUACGUCACGAACAUCGAAGAUAAGACAACCAGGGCGGUGAUCGGAGAGAAGUACCCGAUGUUUAACUGCGCAUCCCAUGACGGUACGGUGAUUGUCUGCGGUGGCAGGAGUGGCAAGGUGGCGCUCUAUGACAGAUCUUGGGGACACCUUCGAAACCUGAGCUUACCCGAGAAGUUCUUGAGCGGAGCUGAGGUGAUGUGUGUCGCGGUGGAUGGAAGCGCCAGGAUCUUGAUAGCUCAGUAUGGAGGUAACACCAUCCAUGUCUUCAAUCCUUCAGGUACUCAAUGGAUCAAGACCAUCGAGAUCGAAGAGAUGGUUCCGAUUCAUGGUAUCCAUGUCUUACAAUCUGGAAUCGCUGUACACUCUGCUAUGUACGGAGAACAGGUGUGCAUCGUCGACAAGGACGGGAAGGUCAAGGCUAACGUAUUCCUUGAGGAAUCCGAGGAGAAGUGCAUGAGUAUUCUAUCCACUGACCCGGUGUCCAAUGCCCUCUUUAACCUGACUUGUAAUUCUACCAGUGGACAAUGUGUAGUGGAGGAACUCUGUGAUGUGAAGUCAGGUCAUGCAAAACCAGAGAAGAUAAUUGAAUUUGAUGCUCCUAGACUGGCUAAUGGACUCAUUGCAGGAGAGGGGUUCAGUGUCUUAAGACCGGACAAGAUGGUUACGUGUGAUGGGGAACAACUUCUUGUCUAUGGAAAGAGGAAAGGGGUGCACCACCUUCGACAUAUAAUAUCGGAAUCAAACACAAUCAACAAAGGUGACAGAGACUGAGUACUGUUAAUAUUGCUGACAUACAUCUUGUGUAACUGUUGUAUAUUCCUUUUUCGUAAUGGACAAUACAGACAGCCUGGAGCUGUUUCAGCGAAAUAUGACAUCUAAAAAAAAAUAGAAUAUGAAUUUCGGAGAGGGGUGGCAGGGCACUCGAUUAGGUUAAGACGCAAUGUUGUGUGUGCUUUUUACGUUUUCUUGACUCUCACCCCCCCCCCAAAAAAAAAUGGAAAUAUAUAUGUAUAUUCACUCGUGUUUUGCCUAUUAGUCGGGAUUUUUGGAUGCCCAGUUAUAUCUUGGUGUAGGGACAUGCUCUUGUGGUUCACAUUCGGUUUAUGGACACGGAAAGCUCCUCUUAAUAUGUGCUUUUGUAUUAUUUACAAGUCAUGAUUGACAAAUUUACACGAAAAAUGCUUUGUGAUGUGCUCUCAGACGUGUGACUGCGCGUGUGUAUAUUGAUAGAGUUCAAUGCCCCAUCCUGAAAUAUUUUAUUCUGAGUAAUAUACGAUUAUUAUGUGAAAUACUUAAACGGAAGGCAAAAAUGCUGGUUCAUAGUCUUUAUAAAUCAUGGUUUCAUUACGAAACAAGAGAGUCUUAAGAUUGGUGUUAUGGGCAUGUACAUAUAAAUACUCGGACAUUUUAUUAUUCAGGUUAUGUUACAAGUGCUACUGAUUGUUUACUCAUUGUAGUUCAUCAUUUUGGAUAUCGGGGUAUUAUCAUGAGGGUAUUAAAACUUUAAUAUUCGUGGUCCCAUUUGAUAAAACGUACUAAGUAACGUGGUCAUCCAAGAUGGACCACUGCAACAAUUCACAGUCUAACAUAAUCAAUGGUCAGAUGUUAUUAGCAAUGGGUGACCAGCCACUCCCAAAUCAGCAAUAAGUCUCUCGGAAAGGUUCUCUGUUUAUAGCCAAGAUAUUCAUUUGGUCUUCCAAAAGUCAAAAUAAAAAAAAAACAUCUGAAAGAAAAAUCCCUUCUUCAUACUGUCAAGAUUUGAAGUUGUAAAGUUAGAUUUAUAGACGAGAUACAAUAGUUUCAUUGAGAUUGCACAGUGUGCACAUCACAUGCUUAUAAUUGAGUUAAAAACAAAAACCUCUAACCCUAUAUUUUUUUUAAUUCUUUGAAGGACUCAAUGAAAAUCUACUAAAUUCAAUCUAGUUCUUGGUGUGUUAUGGUUGAUCAAUGUUAACAAGCUUUAUAUAUAUACACACACAUAUAUAUAUAUAUAUAAACCCAUUCGCCCUUUUUUUUACUUAGUAUGUGCUUUUUUGAGAUCAAUAAAAAAUUGACAUUUAUUUUGGGCAACUUGGUUUGAGGGUGACUGGUAACCCUUGUGAAGAAUAUCUCGUUAAAAUAUUCUGUAUUCUGAGCGGUACAUGGCAGACCACCAUAACCACACUUAUCUAUACAUGUUAAAGCUUCAGAUUAUUUCAGAUACCAAUCAUGCUAAUGUGAUGUUGACUUUAGAAAUUUACAAUGAGGAAGUAUAUUACAGUAUAUCCAAAGAAAAAAAUAUGGGAAAGAAGUCACAAUAAUAUCUUGUGGUUUGACAUCGUGAUACAAAGGUUCAUUAAUGAAAGAAUAGAAUCGGAAAUUUAUCAAAUAUCAUAAUACCGCAGAUCAUAUAACUCUUAAAAUUUGCUUAUCAUGCGUGUAUCUUGAAAAAAAAUUAUUGCAAUGUACUCGAUACAUAAUUGAGCAAACCGAAUGGGUAAAAGCACUUUGUAGGAAGAAAAAAAUCAACCUCGUUUCUAAAUUUCCCCAAACUCUAGGAAAGUUUCCAAGUUUUGAGGAUUUUUUUUAUUUUUUUUUACUCAUCUCACGUUUGCUAAAACUAUGUGUAAAAUUAUUUAAUAGUUCUUUAUCUGAGAAAAACACGUUUCCAUUUCGAGUUAUCAUUUGUCAAAAUGUAUUCUUUCACAAUGAAAUUGAAUUUAUCAACUACAUUCUAAUCAAAGGAGUUUUCUUUGAAAUUUAAUACGAUUAGUGUUGAAAAGGGAAGUCUAACGACCAUGAGUUAGAAUCCCUGUAUCAAACAUGUCAAACAGGGAAACCCCCUUUUGGCUUAAAAGGCCUUGUCACUCCCACAACAUCAAUAACGUUUCCUUUUGAAAUAGAUAAUGGAUAUCAUUCCUCAAUGAUUGGGUUAAACAUUACCCCCCUUUGAUGGAUUGAGGAAACCGUUUAUCAGCGUUGUAUAUCCUGUAGCAGGAUGGUUAGGUGCCAAAGGUUUAGAAUCUGAAUAUAAACAAAUUAUUUAUCACGUGAUUUGUGUAAUAUAAUGUUCUGUGAUGAAUGCUACAUGUCAUUUAUAUUUCCAAUUAAAGCACGAAGUCAAGCGA